CCCCUCCUCCCUCUCCUCCCCCACCCCUCCACUCCCACUGCCUUAUCGACGGCAGUAGGUUAGGUUUGCUGUCAGUGUAACAUAUGAUUGUCAAAUCGAUGUAAACAAACUUAGCAGCACAGAGUAUUUUUAAGUUUUAUCGUCUUUCAAAAUGGAGUUCGCAGAUUUGAUUCAGACACCCAAGUUGGAUGGAGUUAAAAUGCGUGGGCCAUUUCACAGUCCGGUCGAUGGAACAUUAUGUAUUACUGGCCAUCAUAUUAUUCUGUCAUCCCGCAAAGAAGGAGUUGAAGAGCUCUGGCUGCUUCAUCGUAAUGUUGAUGCCGUUGAUCGCAAACCUGACAGUCAAGCUGGUGGUGGAACUCUCAUCAUCAAAUGUAAGGAUUUCCGUUGUAUUGAACUGGAAAUCAAGGAGCAAAGGGAAUUUCUAAAUGUUGCAUCUUCAAUUGAAAAAUUGUCAAACAUAGUGGAACCAACUUUGCUGUAUCCCUUCUUUUAUCGCCCCAUGUACACAAUUCUAGAAGAUGGGUGGACAACAUUUCGUCCUGAAACAGAGUUUAACAAACUGGUGACUGCUUUAUCAGAAGAAUGGAGAUUCUCCUAUGUAAACAAAGACUAUAAU
Frankliniella occidentalis (western flower thrips) is the source of this 619-nucleotide messenger RNA. RefSeq names its product myotubularin-related protein 9-like. Lineage: Eukaryota; Metazoa; Arthropoda; Insecta; Thysanoptera; Thripidae. The record is from RefSeq and is a predicted model, not a curated record. Gene Ontology annotation, biological process: negative regulation of autophagy.